Molecule: messenger RNA, 894 nt
Organism: Trifolium pratense (red clover)
Lineage: Eukaryota; Viridiplantae; Streptophyta; Magnoliopsida; Fabales; Fabaceae
Product: stearoyl-[acyl-carrier-protein] 9-desaturase 6, chloroplastic-like
Exons: 2
Coding region: 1-894 (297 amino acids)
Biological process (GO): fatty acid metabolic process
Cellular component (GO): chloroplast stroma
Molecular function (GO): stearoyl-[ACP] desaturase activity
Source: RefSeq, a predicted model, not a curated record
AUGUUGAUGGCAAUGUGCACCCAAUUAGCAGGACCACACACGUUGACUCCACCACAAUGCCGUAUAAAGACCCCAUCAAAAACAGUACAAAAAGUUCAAAAGACACACUCAAUGGCUCCUGAAAAAAAAGAAAUUUUCAAGUCAUUAGAGAGUUGGGUAUCACAAAAUGUGUUGCCACUAGCCAAACCUGUGGAGGAAUGUUGGCAGCCGCAUGACUUGUUGCCAGAUUCAUCACUUCCGUCGGAUGAGUUCAUCAAUCAAGUGAAGGCCUUAAGGGAUCGAACAGUUGAACUUCCAGACGAUUACCUCGUAGUUUUGGUCGGUGAUAUGAUCACCGAGGAAGCAUUGCCUACAUACCAAACAUGGAUAAACAAGUUGGAUGGGGUUGGGGACGAGAGUGGUUCAAGUCUCACACCAUGGGUUAUAUGGUCACACUCUUGGACUGCUGAAGAAAAUAGACAUGGUGAUUUACUCAAAACUUAUCUCUAUCUCUCUGGUCGAGUUGAUAUGCACAUAAUCGAGAAGACCAUCCAUUAUUUGAUUGGAGCUGGCCAGGAUGUGGGUACUGAAAACAACCCAUACAUGGGCUUUGUAUACACAUCUUUUCAAGAGCGAGCCACAUUUGUGUCACACGGCAACAUGGCUCGGUUAGCUAAAAAGAGUGGUGAUUUUGUACUAGCGCGCAUAUGUGGAACCAUUGCUGCAGACGAGAAGCAACAUGAGAAUGCAUACGUGAAAAUUGUUGAGAAGCUUCUAGAAGUGGACCCAACAGAGACUAUGAUAGCCAUAUCAAAUAUGAUGCGGCGCAAGAUUACAAUGCCCGCGCACUUGAUGCAUGAUGGGCAAGACCCACACCUCUUUGAUAAUUUUUCUGUUGGCGCAGCUGAAACUUAG